AUGAAUAAGAUUUUUACAUUUUUUGAACAUUACCUUUCAUGUCUACCUACAAUUUUUUCAAAUGGCUCAAUUAAAAAUUCCGAGGUUCAAACAGUUGUUGUAGAGCCAAAUUAUAGGCCAAUGAAUAUACGAUUAGAGUUGAUUCAAACAAAUAACGGUUUCGAAAUAAAGCGUAAUGAUUUGACCGAUUCUGUCGAUUCACGUUCAAAAAAAGAAAAGCCAAUAAAUAUAAUGUUGGAAGUGGAUCCCACGAAUAACUCUAUCGAAAUAAGGCCUAAUGAUUCAAUUAACAAUGAUUCAAUCAAUAACUCGACAAGUUCAAAUUCAUCUAAAAAUUCAAUAAAUAUACAAUUGGAAUUGGUUCCCGUAAAUAAUGUGAUUAACUCGAAUGAUUCUCGACCAGCUAAUAAUGAAUUUGUAGAUAUAACGCUUCCUAAAAGUAAUGCAACCAAAUCAAAACCUAUUAUAAAUCCAAAUUAUAUCUUGACAGAUCUACAAUUAACUGACGAUGUACUAUUUAGUAUUCAAUUGGAAGAAACUCUUAAAAAUAUUUCUACAGAUUCGUCUUAUAAUCAAGUCGAUCCAAAAUCAAUUGAGAAUGAUUCUACAAAUAUACAAUUGAAAGCUGUUUCCUUAAAUAAUACUAUUGAAACGGAUUCUGCUGAUUUAAAUAUGGAUACCUUAGAUUUACAAGUGACCACAAACCCUGAAGAUGUUCCUGUUAAAAAAGAAUUAACUGUUUCUGAUGUUUUAAGUAAAAGAAAAAGUGACCGUCCCAUAAAUUUACUAUCACUUCAAGAUAAUCUACCGGAAGAGAUGCAUUUGAAUAAUGCAAUGUAUAUAGAACGUGACUCACUUUAUAAUUUGGGUUUCCAAUUUACCACAAAUCCUGAAGAUGUCUCUAUAAGUAAUACUACUGAAAUAGAAUCUGUUGAUUUCAAUCUGGACACCUUAUGCUUACAAGUUACCACAAACCCUGAAGAUAUUCCUGUUGAAAAAGAAUUAACUAUUUCUGAUGUUUUAAAUAAGAGAAAAAGUUAUUCACCCGUAACGUCACAGUUAACUCAAGAUAUUAUACCAGAAGAAAUGCAUUUGAAUAAUGCAAUGGAUAUAAAACGUGAUUCAAUUAACAAUUUGGAUUUACAAAUGACCUCAAAUCCUGAAGAUGUUUCUGUAAAUAAUACUAUUGAAAAAAAAUCUGUUGAGGACUCCUUAGAUUUACAAUUAACUACAAACCCUGAGGAUGUUCCCAUUGAAAAAGAACUAACCGUUUCUGAUGUUUUAAAUAAGAGAAAAAGCUAUCAUCCUAUAAGAUCACAGUCAAUUAUACCGGAAGAAAUGCAUUUAAAUAAUGCAAUGGAUAUAGAACAUGAUUCAAACGACAAUUUGGAUUUACAAUCGACUACAAAUCCUGAAGAUGUUCCUGUUGAACAAAAAUUAAUUGUUUCUGAUAAUUUAAAUGAGAGAAAAGAUGUUCUACUGGAAGAGUUACAUUUGAAAAAUGCAAUGGAGAUAAAAUAUGAUUCAGGUGGUUUCACAAUUUACGAUAAUUCUGAAAUAGUUUAUGCUUCAACAGUUGACUGGAAUCAAAAUAAUCUUCCAAAUGAUUGGGCUGAUAAUUGGAAUCAAAGUUAUGUUUCGACUGAUGACUGGACCGAUGAUUCGAAUCGUCAAGAUCAUUCGGCUGAUGUUUGGGAUGUAGAUUACUUUACUGAUGACCUUAAAGUAAUUCAUGUAGAUGAUAAUGUUUCAACUGACAAUUGGACUGAUGAUUACUUGAGACAUAAGGAUCAUUUAGCCGAUGUUUGGGAUGUAGACUAUUUUACUGAUGCUUUAAAUGAUGUGGAAGAUUUGACUGAUAUUGUUAUCUUUAAUGAAGAAGAUCCGACCGAUUUUCUUAAUUCAAAAGAUGAUGAUGUAAAAGUGCCAAUUAUUAUUCCAACUAUUGAUGUAGAAUAUGUUGAGGAUGAAUCGCCUCAAGAAUGGACAAACCCAGAAUCUGAAGAUUAUAUUCUUGUAAUAGAAUAUUUGUCAAAUCAAGAUUUGCGUAAAAAUUUAGGCAAAUUAGUACGGGAAGAGUGGAAAACAAAAUGGUACAUUUUAUUUAAUAUAGCUAAAGAUAUAGAUGGUAUACAUAGUAGUG
Messenger RNA from Dentiscutata heterogama, 2143 nucleotides. NCBI's taxonomy places the organism in Eukaryota, Fungi, Glomeromycota, Glomeromycetes, Diversisporales, Gigasporaceae. The record is from the annotation of a GenBank genome assembly.